UGUUCAAUCAUGCUCGCGAUCAGCAUCGAGUAGACGAAUUGAGAAGAAUUGUUUCAAUUACGUUCAUUUAAACACAAUAUUCGGCUCCUUAUCUUGGGUAAAUAUAGAUGCAGGGCACUCAGAAGUCACCGUGGCGCACGCUAACACAACAAAUUCGUCCUUCCUCCAGUAUUCAUUUAGGAAUCUAUGACCAGCCCCCACUCCGUAACCAAGCUCAGCCGCUAGACUUCAGAAUGGGCCCCCAGCGUCGCCGGCGCGCUGACAACCACGAUGAUGAUGCCUUUGGCGGGAACAAGCGUCUUCGUGGGGGAGCACACAUUGGGUCUAAAAGAACUCUCUUCAAUAGCGAAUCUACUAUGUCGAGCUUUUCUGAGAAGAGGUGCCUUGCUCUCUUCCAAGAAUACACCUGCUUUGAAUAUGGACCAGUUAUACCCACCCCUCCCAUAUAUCAAACUUUAGCGGUUCCCAUUGCACUUGCAGCGGUGGAUGAGCCUAGAACGAUGGGACCUGAAGCUAUGGAAAAAUUUUGUGAGGAUAUUGGCGUCGAGCCUGAGAAUAUUGUCAUGCUGGUGCUAGCGUGGAAAAUGGGUGCCAAGCACAUGGGAUUCUUUAGUGAAGAAGAGUGGCUUCAUGGUCUCUCGUCCCUACAGUGCGACACGAUUCAGAAGAUUCAAGGGAAGCUGGACUACUUGAAAUCUCUGCUGAAUGACCAAAAUCACUUCAAAAGUAUCUACAGAUAUGCCUACGACUUCGCUAGGGACAAAGAUCAGCGUAGUAUGGACAUGGCGACAGCAAAAGCAAUGCUGCAGUUGCUUCUUGGCAAGCAUUGGCCGCUGUGUGCGUCGUUUCACCAAUUCCUCGAGCAAUCCAAAUAUAGAGUGAUAAACAAGGACCAGUGGUGUAAUGUCCUGGAAUUCAGUCGCACCAUCAAGCCCGACCUCUCCAACUAUGACGAGGAUGGUGCAUGGCCGGUGUUGCUAGACGAGUUCGUUGAGUGGCUGCGUGCGAGGUACCCCCACCUAAACCGUGCAUCACAGACAGCCGAGGACAGUAGCCAUCCUUCAUUUGGUGCAGCCUCAUGCAGCUGAGGGGAACUGCUCACGUGCCCUCUGCCGCCUCCCCCUAGACUACCUUACCCCUUCCCAACCCCAUUUAAGCAUUGGGGGGGAGCUUGGUCGCAAGUUUUUGGCACCUAGACCGUUGUCUGCCCCCUUUUGCACUCCCAGUGAAUGCCGCAAGAGUACGACAUCCCCAUGUCAAGAGGGCCAAAAUUGUCUUAAUGAACAGCUUCAGCCCUUGGCAACCUCUUGUCUCGUCUAACUGACUUGUUUCUUUGACUAGUUGGAAACUACGCACACUACCUCUGUGCUGGACACUUCAAUUGUUUUUUCUUUUGUCCGCUUGCGGCCUGAACAUUUGAAGUCUGUGCAUUUGCUGCUAUAAUUUUAUAAUAAUUUUGCAGCUUAGCUUUUUCACUUUGAUAAGACGAAGCUUGAAAAAGUGUAUUUAGUUCGUGUAGAAAGAAUUUCUGAUCGAGUCAGCGUGUGCUGCACUUGUCACAAAAUGGGUUGUCUGUUGUGCUUCCGUGAUCGUCCUUUUUCUAUUUAUUCGUGUUGAAGUGGCGCAGUGCACGGCUUGUUUUCUUGCACACGCAUUUUGCAGCGACAGCAGGGACUUCACUUCGAUGCCAUUGUGGCCAAAGUGCAGUGCCAACAGCGCGUGAAUGCUUGCUCUCGUGAUCUGCACGUGUGCCUAGGAGCUGCCUUGUCUCUCUUUUUUUUUAAAUUUUCUGAACCAAAUGUCCGCUUCUUUUCUUUCCUUUUGUGGUGCUUUUAUUCCGAAAUUCGCUUUUUUCAUUUCGUGCACUUGUUCGUCUCGUUUCCCCGACAGCUGCGGGAAAAUAAUGGAAUGUUCAAGAAAACUUUCACCCCACUCGGCUACUCGCUUAAGAGCGUGCAAAAGUGAAAAAGAUGACAGAGUGUAAUGUUAUCGUCUUUUGCACUUUUGCAUACCGUUACACGAGUCGCAAUGAACCAACUUGCUCAGCAAGCAGCCAUUCUUGACCCUCCCCCACCUUAAAUAUAGUUAAUGAAUGCACCACGCCCCAUGCAACGAUGGUCAUCAAAUGUGGCAUAUCACGUGCUAUAAAGCGCUCCUGUACUGUGCCCUCUUGUCUGCCACUGUACCUAAGGUCGAUCAUGAGUAGUGUAGUCUGCCUGUGCAAGCCUCUUCUUUUGCGGGGGAGGACGCUUCUUUUUACAGAAUGUGUGUGGGCAUGCGGAGUGAGUUCUUUGUAUGAGGUGCGCAGUAGCUUGUGAAUACCUUCAGGAAGUCGGCUGGCUAAGCGUUUUUAGACGGACGGAGAGUCAGAUGAGUGGGUGUGCCUUGGUGGCUUCAACAGCAGGACCGAGGACGAGUUUAGCCUCUAUUUUUUUUUAAUUUCUUUUUCGAGUUCUCUGCCUUCGGUUGCACUGUUGCAGCCACGAAGGAGUCUUCCUAUCGGAGUGCCAGUAACGCAGGAUGGCCUUGGGAUGCUUGGACUGCCUAGAGCACUGCUAUGUAUUAUCAAUUAUACUAUAGCAAGGCCCUGCAAAGAAGCUCUGAAAGGAACACAUUCCGUAGAUUGAAUUUACUAAGCAUUUGCUUUUGACUAUAAUACUUUACAGCAGCGCAGUACGCACUUGAAACGGUGCUGCUGCUCUUCCCAAAAAAAAAAGUAUGCUGUAUUGAGAGUGACCUUUUAAACGAAUAAACACUUGAACAUGCAAAUACACAUUACCAAGCUGCAACACCU
Messenger RNA from Rhipicephalus microplus (southern cattle tick), 2794 nucleotides. It is a transcript of the gene SCCRO4, whose product is annotated as DCN1-like protein SCCRO4. Gene Ontology annotation, molecular function: ubiquitin conjugating enzyme binding; cullin family protein binding; ubiquitin-like protein binding. Gene Ontology annotation, biological process: protein neddylation. The record is from RefSeq and is a predicted model, not a curated record. Gene Ontology annotation, cellular component: ubiquitin ligase complex. NCBI's taxonomy places the organism in Eukaryota, Metazoa, Arthropoda, Arachnida, Ixodida, Ixodidae.